CACAAGAGAGUUACCGUCAUGGCGGCGUUAUUACAAAAAUAUGAGUUGCUUUUCGGCGUUUGAAAGACCUUAAAACUAAAACCACAGAUGAGAAAAUGAAUAGUGACAAGAAAAUAACCAAGGAAGACACAUGGAAACCAGCUGACCUGAGAAAACACAUCAGGGAGGGAGGACAAAGUGAUGACUACGUCAGGAGGCGAGAUGACAAUGAGAGAAAGCACCGUGGUGGGGAAUCCAUAGAGAGACCCCGCAGAGACCCAGACAAGGAGUCCAGACAAGAGAGAGACAAGCCAAGGAACAGUACAAGGGAGAGAAGAGAUGAAGCUGAAAAAGACAGAUAUGCAGAUCGACGGAAAGAGGGGUCACGGGAUAGGAGAGGCGAUAAGGAAAGGGAUAAAAGAGAAGACAGGGACAAGGACAAGGAGAAGAGAAGGGAAAGAGACAAGUUGGUAGACGGAAAGAGCUACGACGAUGAUAACAAGAGGCGAGAAAGGGAGAAGGACAAGGAAAGACACAGAGAUAAGGAAAAAGAGAGGGAGAGGGAUAGAGAGAGACGCAAUGAGGAGGGCAAGGACAAAAGGAGGGAAGAGAGAGACAAGGAAAGACGAAGAGAAGAACGGGACAGAGAGCCCAGGACAGAGAGGGAGCGACGGAGACAUGAGGAAAGUGGAGAAAGAGAUCGUAGGGAAAAGCACGAAAGAGAGAAAAGAGAUCGUCAUCGAGAGAGAGAGCGACACAAAGAUGAACAUGAAGACAAGAAGAAUGACACAGAAAGGCGAGAGAGACAUGGAGACAGAGAGCAUUUGGAAGUGAAGGAGGAAAGAGAGCACAAAGAAGAACAGAGAAGACAUAGAGAGGAGAGAGAAAGGAGACACAAAGAGAGAGCAUAUAAUGAUGAAAAGCGGAAGCAUGACAGCAAAUCGAGGGAGAAUCGAGACGUGAAGGGGUCAGGGGAAGAGGUCGGGCAUUAUCGCGGUGACAGAGAGCGAGAGGAAGGGGACAAAAACAAAGAAAGAAAGCGCAUAGAGGAGGAGGAACCGGAAAGAAAUCAUCACAGAGACACGACCAGCUCCAAGAAAUCGGCGUCUGACAAAAGUCAUAAGCAUGAGACUAAAACUGAGGUUGCCAAUGACGAAGAUUUGGCUGAAUACGAAGAUGACUUUGAGAAACUGGAUUAUGAGGAGGAUUUUGAGGAGUUGGAUGAGAGCGCAAAUGAAGAUGAGAACGGGAAGGAGCCACAGUAUCCAGAGGUGGGUGAAGAGAGGGAGGAGCUCACGGCCCAAAGGAGAAAGGAAAUUGAAGCUAUUCAGAGAGCCAUGGAUGAAGAGAACGAGAGAGUCGGAACUGCUCAAUCCAGAGAAAUGACCAUCAGAGACGAGGAAGAAAGUCCUAAACUGUCCAAAGGAUCAGAAAAGAACCAGAGUAGAGACUCCCAACGCGGGAAGUUUAUCGACUUUGUCGCCGCAAAGCAGCGUGAAGUCAGCAAGAAAGUUGCCACAAAACAGAAGAAACGCAGUACAGAGCUUCUACGCUUAAUUGAUCUGGAUUUCUCCAUGACAGUGUCCCUUUUGGAUCUGCCACCUGUGAAUGAAUAUGACAUGUAUAUCAGAACCUUUGGAACCGCAAACACGAAGCAGGCAUACGUGCAGUGUAAUGAGGACAAUGCAGACAGAGACAUCCAGACAGAGGAGAUAGAGGUGUGUGAGAAGUGGACGCAGCAUCCUCCGGAGCACAAAGGAGCCUGUGGGGAUCCAAACCUCUCCCGGGAAGCGCCAGACAGAAGUGACAUUAACUUUGAUUCCCAGCGCCUGACAGCGUUUCUGCGCUCAGCCUCUCAGGUCAUGGUUGUGCUGUUGGAAGAGGAUGGAGCUGAGAGGAAAUCCCUGAGGAAGCAGAGGUCUCAAGCAGACACGCUGUCUUUCAGCGAUGGAAGUUUACAGCUCAACACUAAGUUGCCUUUUCUUAUUGGUCGCCGCAUCAGCCUGCUGCACUUCUCUGAGGUCCAGAGGCACACCAUGAUGUCAGUCCACAGCCCUACAACGAAGCCCAGUGCCGUGCGUCUUGACAGCUGCACCGUUAUCUGCAUCUGGAACAUUUGGGAGCCGUCCAGACCUCAAAAAGUCCUUAUCUACGAAUCUGAGGUGCAGUGUUGUUGCUUCAGCCCUGGAAAGGCCAUAUUGGUGUUUGCAGGAACAUCAGUGGGCUCUGUGGUGCUGUGGGACCUGAGGGAGCACACGAGUGAACAUUACCGCUUGAAGAUCGGAGAGGAUGAGUGGACCUUCCGACAGCCUACCUUCUCCACUGAUGCAGUGAUGGCCGCCUCGGGCCAUUUCUCAUCUGUGACGUCUGUAGAAGCCGUCCCCUCCACCGUAGCCGGGGGGCUUAGACCAGAGGUCCCUCUUUUAGCAUCUGAGGAAGAGUCGUCGGGGUUGUCAUUCCAGCUGGCUUCUUUGGAUGAAUUUGGGGUUUUAAAUUUCUGGGUGGUAGUGGAACUCCCAAAAGCCAACGAGGCCGGCUCUCCCACAGAUCUAGGGCUCAGGCCCGGGGGCAAAGUAAAGUUACUUCACAGCUCCCACCUCCUCACUGCUGAGAGGGUAUCACAACGAGAUGCAGCGAAAACAGGGCCGUUACAGACGCUUCUCUUAAAAUUCCUUCCAACAGACUCCAAUCACUUCUUUAUCGGCACCAGUAUGGGUCUGGUCAAUCAUGGAACGAGUCAUGGUUUGAAGGCUCCGCCAAAGUUUUACAGGUUUCAGGAGGCCGGAGUCCAACCUGUCGAUGUCACAUCAAUCCACUUUUCUCCCUUCAGGAAACACUUGUUCUUGGUGGGUUGUGGGGAUGGCAGCAUCAGGCUGCACGCAGUAAGUCACGAGCAGCCUGUGGCAGAGUGGAGGAACGGUACAGCUGGUGAACCGGUGGUCUCACUGCAGUGGGCUCAAACCAGACCCACAGUCUUCUGUGUGCUCGAUGCAGCCUCUAACCUCCACAUAUGGGACCUGCUGAAAAAUGACGCAGAGCCUGUGGCCACCGAAAGGAUGGAUUCUGACAGGGUGACAGCCAUGUCAGUGUUUGGAGACUCAGGACAACAGAACACAUAUUCAGGAAUAGCACUGUCACACGAGUCAGGAAAGAUAGAAAUGCAGUAUUUCACAAGAGGUUUUACGGUGUCCGAUGCUGCAGUGGAGGAGAAGUUGGAGAGUAUGAUGACCGAAGCCUUCUGAAACACCGCAUCUUGUGUGGCUGCAUUUAGGCAGAUGUGUUUGUGUUAAUUCCAAUGAUUUACUGCAUUUUAAAACUCUGGAAGAGCGUAAAGAUCAAUCUGUUUUUGUUUGAUAAUUUAACAUGAAUGUGGCUGAAUACCAACGAUCCUUUACAGGGACAGAAUAUCAUUUAAUUAUCUUCAUUAAUACAUUAUAAAAAUAUAUAUAAUUUAAAUGUUUGUUGAUGUAAAUAUUUCUACUGUUUGAUUAUUGUAAAAUAUUUUUAUACAAUAAACCUACAAUAUCUGUAGUUAUUUACUCCUAUGGGAAUAUAUAUUUUUGUGUUAUUCAAUUUUGAAAUGCUCCUGCCUAAUCACGGUUGAAGUACAAUAUGUUUAACCAGGACCAUAGCCAAGAUUUUAGAAAUUCAACCAAACCCAAAAAAACAAAAGAAAUUGUUUCAUAUUUUGUCAUCUUUAACAUUUGAUUUAUUUAACAUUUCAGUUGCCUCUAAAUUGUAUUUUCCAACAUGAUGCUAUUUGUUCUGUGAAAACUGUAUCUUCAAAUGAUGAGCUACUAAAAACAGCCUUUGUUUACAUCUUAAAUGUGGAUAAUCUUAUAGUCGUUUUUUAAUAAAGGGACAUUUUUUUAAAUCUGAAAAGUUCAUUUAAAAAAAAGAAUGUCCCCAAAUUUGGUU
Messenger RNA from Cottoperca gobio, 3897 nucleotides. RefSeq names its product dynein 2 intermediate chain 1 (gene dync2i1). Gene Ontology annotation, biological process: intraciliary transport. Gene Ontology annotation, molecular function: dynein heavy chain binding; dynein light chain binding. Gene Ontology annotation, cellular component: cytoplasmic dynein complex. Lineage: Eukaryota; Metazoa; Chordata; Actinopteri; Perciformes; Bovichtidae. The record is from RefSeq and is a predicted model, not a curated record.